Messenger RNA from Paramuricea clavata, 786 nucleotides. NCBI's taxonomy places the organism in Eukaryota, Metazoa, Cnidaria, Anthozoa, Malacalcyonacea, Plexauridae. The record is from the annotation of a GenBank genome assembly.
AUGGAAGGAAGACUUCAUUCUGAUCUAUUCGCGCAAGACCGUUAUAUUCUUGGUGCUGUUCCAAUCAAGAUCAAGCUGGUGAGAUCUAGAGACCCGUUUUGUUUGGUAUCAUCCGAGGAAAAUCCCAAUUUCAAAGUGGUCAUCGAGGAAUGUUUGUUUCGUGUACGACGAGUUAACGUAGCCCCUAGUAUUAUACUGGCUCAUUCCCAGGCCCUUCAACAAAUCACUGCCAAAUACCCAAUCAACAGGAUCGACUGCAAGGUUGUCUCCGUACCCCGGGGGAAUAUGUCUGGAAAUAAACCUAAUAUAUUUCAAGGUGGUUUACCAAAUCGUAUCGUGAUUGGAAUGGUCGACGCGGAUGUCUUUAACGGUACAUAUACGAAGAAUCCGUUCAAUUUUAAAAAUUAUGAUAUCACAACCAUGGAUCUCACUGUCAACGGAGAGAACUUACCUGGAAAACCACUACAGUUGAAAUUUGGAGCAGACAGUAAUUACAUUUCUGCUUUUCAAACCCUGUACGCCGGCGCACACAAGAUUUUUGAUAAUCAGGGUAAUGGUAUAACACGUGAAGAAUAUGCAAACGGUUAUACACUGUUUGUGUUUGACCUAACUCCUGACUUAUGCCUUGGUGAUCAUGUACAACCGAUUAAGAACGGAAAUGUGUCAAUUGAAUGUCGAUUUGGAACACCGUUGGAGACAGCUAUAAAUAUCGUGGUACUUGGUGAAUUUCAAAGUCUUAUCGAAAUUGAUGCGAACCGGAACGUGCUGUGUGAUUUCAACAACUGA